This is a messenger RNA of Hemisphaericaspora subhashii, 807 nucleotides long. RefSeq names its product syntaxin (gene SYN8). The record is from RefSeq and is a predicted model, not a curated record. NCBI's taxonomy places the organism in Eukaryota, Fungi, Ascomycota, Pichiomycetes, Serinales, Debaryomycetaceae. Bases 1 to 807 code for a protein of 268 amino acids. The transcript has a single exon.
AUGUCUGCAGUUAAGAUAAAGGAUAUCAAAACGACAUUAGGCAAAGUCACCAUCUGUCUAGAUGAAUUAGCAUCAACUGUUGAAGAACGACAUUCAAUAUUUCAAAUGAAAUUAACACCAACCACCAAUGAUAACUUUGAAUUGAUAAGCUUAUUACAACGAAUAGUACAAUACUUUAAGUAUCUACAAGAUGACUUCUCGGGGAUAAGCAACACAACCCCAGCUAUAGAAUCCUUAUUGGGACAGUUUGCUAUUUGUUCUAGUCAAUAUAAUGAAUUAUAUGAAAGUUUAUUGGAUGAUACUACGAUAGAUAUAAGAGAAUAUGAAUAUAGUUUUAAACGACCAGUUACAAGUACAAAAUCAGUACGAUUCCAAGAGAGUACACAUUCAUCUACAAACAAUAAUGAGAAUAGGGAUGAGUUAAUGGGUACACGAGCAUUUAAACCCUAUACGGAUGAACUGGGUGACGAGACAAUAUCCGACGGCGAAUCAUUUAACGCUAGUGAUAAUCGAGAAAUGUUUGCUCAACAUCAACAAACAUUAUUAAGACAAGAUGAAGAUUUGGAUGUAUUGCAUUCCUCGAUCAGACGUCAGCAUUCUAUGGGGGUAGGGAUUAAUUCAGAAUUGGAUGAUCAUUUGAUUUUAUUGAAUGAUUUAGAAUCUGGGGUAGAUGAUGCUGGAUAUAGAUUGAAUUCUGCUGCUAAUAGAUUGCAUGAUUUUAGAAGGAAAGCUAAAGAGAAUGGGAGUUUGGUUACUAUAGUUGUAUUAACUGUUAUAUUGAUCUUAUUAUUAGUUGUUCUUAAUUAA